This is a messenger RNA of Erpetoichthys calabaricus (reedfish), 668 nucleotides long. RefSeq names its product parvalbumin beta-like. The record is from RefSeq and is a predicted model, not a curated record. Gene Ontology annotation, cellular component: cytoplasm; nucleus. The transcript has 5 exons. The coding region runs from base 93 to 422 and encodes 109 amino acids. Gene Ontology annotation, molecular function: calcium ion binding. NCBI's taxonomy places the organism in Eukaryota, Metazoa, Chordata, Cladistia, Polypteriformes, Polypteridae.
AUUUUGCCAGUUUGUCAUUUGGGAGAACUCAGUGUCAUCAAAUGUAAGUGAAGCUGGCCUGACUGAGAAAAAGCCUUCACACCUACACUAAAAUGGCUUUUGCAGAUAUUCUUGAGAAAGAAGAUAUUGAAACAGCCUUAGAAACAUGCCAGGCUCCUGACACAUUUGACCACAAGGCUUUCUUUGUCCAGGUGGGUCUGACUACCAAACCUGCUGAAGAACUGAAGAAAAUCUUUGCUGUCCUGGAUCAGGACAAGAGUGGCUACAUCGAGGAGUUUGAACUCAAAUUUUUCCUGCAGAACUUUCAAGCUGGGGCCAGAGUUCUGACCGACAAAGAGACCAAGACUCUCUUGACUGCGGGAGAUGCUGACGCUGAUGGAAAAAUGGGACCCGAUGAGUUCGUUGCCCUUGUGAAGUCAUGAAUAAUAUUGGACAAAAGUUCAGCACCAUUGACUCCUCCAAGGAUCACAUGAAAAACUGUGCCACAUAAAUGCCUCUAGCACUGACCCCAGAAAGGACUUGGUUAACUCCAUGUUGGCCUGAUCUGAUUAACCCCAUGUAGCUUUGUAGUUUUCAAGUGUUGCAGAUAAAAUGUUUCUUCAAAAUCAGAAAACCACAAUAAACCUUGAGUGUCAACAAUAUUUUGAGCAUGAUUAUCAAUUUUCAAU